UUGAAAACAUCAAACAUGAACGUAUCGCGAUCGAAAAAUGAACAAUUUGACAUUAAACGUGUGGAAGAUCUUGCAGCACAAGUAGUAGCUGAAACCUCAGAUCGUAAUGUACCACUGUUACUUUUAGGAUUACAAGUGCUGCGUUCAAAUUACUUACUUCAAAUGCUCAUUACUGAUGAUAAGGAGACAUCAAUUGUACUGAUGGGACUUAUUCAAAAUUCUGUAAGAGUUAAUGUAUUGGUUCUUCAGUCCUUAUCAGAUAAAGUUGUAUUUAGUUUAUUGGACGAAAUGAUUUACAAACUGUCAGCCUUCAGUGAUGCAGAGGUUGGUGCAGCAGCCACGAGGGCACUUGUCAACAUUGCAGAUGUGUAUCCUCCUCUUAUACAACUUCUGUAUAAUCGUUACAAGGGACUACGACCACUCUUGAAUCGUUGGACAGGGAGAGGAUUUGGUCGUGAUCUGAAGAAGUUGCUGGCUCUGCUUGAUGCUGGCUCUGAGCACCAGGCCCAGUUGUUGCGACUUCAUCGGGCUGCAGUAACUAUCCAAGCAAUCUGGAAGGGCUACAAAGCAAGAAAGCAGCUUAAAAAAGCCGACACUGCUUUUACUAAUCUCCAAAAAAACUUCCGUGCCAAGCAAGAAGUCCGUGAUCGCAGAAUGGAUAAAAAUCGCAGAGAGCGUGAGCUUCAUCAUCAACUACUGGUUGCAAGGCGUCAAGCAUUAAGAAACUCACGGCAGAAACAACUUGACAUGAUUGCGGCUCUUCAUCCAAGUGAUGUUAAUCAGUACCUUGAAAAAGCCCAGGUCAAUGCAGCAGUCAAGAUCCAAGCUCAUUGGAAAGGUUACCAAGAGAGACAACGACUUGGUCUAAGAAAGGCCUCAGCUAAACAGGUCAAAGCAGCAAUGAUAAUCCAAUCAUAUGUUAGGAGAUGGUUGAAGCAACGUGAAAAUGAUCGAAUGGAAUUGAGCCUUUGGAAGAUGCCACCUGGUUUAACAGAUGACAGGAGGGUGGAAUUACAGGUGGUGAUUGACAAGUACAGAGAAAACCAUCCACCAAAACGACGUAGUCGCGAAAAGAUGGAGGAGCUGCAUUCACAAGCACACGAGCUUUUAUCAAAGCAUUUGAUGCUACGUGGAGUAGACAGGAAGAAAAACCAAAGAAGACAAGCAUUGUUAGCGACACUUGAAACUGACGCAGAUCUUAUCAUAAAUGCCCCCAAGCUCCAAGAUGCCACAGAACGCAACCUACAUCAGUUCACUAGUCAGUCACGUCCGGUUGCCGCCAAGGCAAAAGCCGACCAUGAUGUCAUCAUGCAAUCACUGCAGCAACCUUGGUGGAAGAAAUUCCACUUGGAAGAGAAGACGGAAGAAGAAAUUGAGCAAGAGUACGGAGAAUUCAGGAUAUUAUAGCAAGAGCGCCAUCAUGGCACUUUUUUUUAAAAAUUAAAAUGUAUAUUGCUUAAAUAUGGUACAGUACAUAACAUUCCUUUUGUGCAAUAAAGCUAUUUUUAUAUGCUCUGUAAA
This is a messenger RNA of Anneissia japonica, 1521 nucleotides long. Its product is annotated as IQ calmodulin-binding motif-containing protein 1-like. Gene Ontology annotation, cellular component: cilium. Gene Ontology annotation, molecular function: calmodulin binding. Gene Ontology annotation, biological process: cilium assembly. The record is from RefSeq and is a predicted model, not a curated record. NCBI's taxonomy places the organism in Eukaryota, Metazoa, Echinodermata, Crinoidea, Comatulida, Comatulidae.